ACCCAUUAACCGACCGCUCCGCCUCUCGGGUCACACGCAAGUGACCUUUUGGUCUCGGCCUCCCCCUAUCUCCCAAGGUACGGACGGCCGGAUAACCCAUUGCGACUCAAGAUUCGGAUCUCUAAAGCCGUCCCACUCGAACUAACUGUUCAACUACCUCAUCGAACCCACGUUUUGGGUUCCGGAAUGAAAAAGCCAGCCCUAUUUAUUUAUCUAGGUGGAGUGCAUAUAUUGAAUUUUUCACCCCGAUAAUUAUUGUUCGUCGACGUUUCCCGAAUCAUCGAUAACGAAGCGAAAAACCGCCAUCGAGGCAGACGUCUCUCGUCCUCUUCCUCCCUGCGGUGACGUCUAAAGUUUUGUCUUUUAUGUAUGCCCUUAUUCCUACUUGAUGCUCAAGUAGCUGAUUAUGGCGUCGAAACUGAUUUGGGUUUCACCUUACGAAGUUGAAAACCAGCUCGAACUGUCUCUCCGUCAAGCCUUCGAUAUUCUCGAGCCGAAAUUGCGGCCGCCGUUUUCCGUAACGAUCCCAGACCCGGAAGAGUAUGUUCAGCUGAACAGAGCCAUCGUCUAUGGCGUCUUGUGCUAUCCCGAUUUGGCUAAAGUGUACAUCAGGUACUUACAUGCUCUCAUCACUGAUGGGUACGCGUUAUAUACGAGUUUGCUCGUCGGAAUUGUUAAUGAAUUGCACUGUAAGCUUGUUGAUUGCGCUAAGAGUCAGUUGAUUUGGGUUACGAAGGAAAUGAUCCACGUUUCGGCCGUGGGAAUCGAUGGUUUGCUCGUCUCUUUGUUGCGGAGAAUUGUUGGUGGGGAUUAUGGGGAUGAGAAUGUUUGGUUGUGCUCUGAGUUGGCGAGUUUGUUCCUUGGCAAAUGGGAUUGCUUGUUGGAAGACGAUCCCUUGGUUUUGACAAGUGCUUUGUACAGUUUUCUUCGUUUAUUAGGGGAUCAUUGUCGGUUUCUGGGUAUUGCGAAGUUGGAGAAUGUGAGGAGAAUGGAAAGCGAAUUCUGUGUCAGAAUGUUUAGGGAACAGCUGCAUUUGUGUUUAAAGAUCGGAAGGGACCUUCUACGGUUAUUGCAGGACGUGCUCUAUAUCCCUGAAUUUGGUGAAAUAUGGAUGGAUUUGGUUUUGAAUCCAUGUUCGUUUAGAACACCUGGAUUUUCUGAUAUCUCACAGAUCUACCAGUCGAGAACAUCAAGUAGGUACUUCCUGCUUCGAAUCACUCCUGAAAUGGAAACCCAGUUGCGGUUUUUGCUUACUUAUGUGAAAUUGGGAAGCCAGAUGCGGCACCAGACAUGGUUUUGGAGGAAGUUUCUUUCACGCCCCGAAAAAGAAACCAUUCUGAUUGACAUUGUUAGAUUUAUUUGUUGUGCCCAUCAUCCAUCUAACAAAAUUAUUCAAUCAGAUGUUAUUCCAAGGUGGGCUGUUAUAGGUUGGCUUCUGAAACUGUGUAGGACGAAUUACAUUGAACACAAUGUGAAACUAGCAUUGUUUUAUGAUUGGUUGUUCUUUGAUGAAAGGGCUGACAAUAUUAUGAAUGUCGAGCCUGCUAUUCUCCUGAUGGUGUGCUCAGUACCCCAAUACCUGGACAUAACUCAAUCCUUGCUCGGGUUUUUGUUUCGCUUGGUGGACAAUUAUGACACAAAUCGUCGAGAUAUGGUUAUCAGGGGUGUGUCUUCAGCAUUUAAAGAAGUUGUUCGGAAAGGAGUUAUCUCUUCUCUGGAUAUUCUAGUAACAUGUCCUGGCCUUGCACCAUAUCUCAAGGAGAAUUUAGUUAGGUUUUUGACAAGCCAUUCAGAGGGGGUUCCUCUCAAUUUGCUACCAGUUAAUGUUCUUUCUCUGACCCCACAAAAACAUCAUCCUUCACAAGCAAAAGAAAAUGAAUGCGGUACCGAAGCUGUUGAUAUUCCUGUUCCGAUGUCAGACAAUUCCUGUUUAUCUCCUUGCCCAUCAGUUCAGAAUAGUGGUCAAACUCAGGCUGAUUCGUUACAGAGUUUGGUUCAGUCUUUAGGAGAAUCUCUUAAGCAGUCCAGUACAAAGGCACUUCAGUCCUUGGAGAAUGUGCUUUUAUCAUUUAUUCGUCUAGACAAUCAGAGAGGUACAUGUGAUGUAAUAUCUCCUGAAGAGUUAUCUUCUGAAAUAGCAAAAGAAUAUGAAAUUUCUGGCUACAAUCUUUUCAGUCCUCUACAGCUUCAAGCUGACACUUCUGACCGGGACGAAGAAAUAGAAUCUCCAACGGCCUUAAUAAUUCGUACCUUUCUUUUUUAUCAGGAUGAUAAAAUGCAGCGGAUGCUUUUGUUCUGGUUCAAUAAUGGAUGCCAAGUUGGAGCCAGAAUAUUAUCUUAUGUAUCAAGGUUAGCUUGUGAGGCAUGUAAAAUAUGUUGUUUGGGAGAUGGAGCAGGUGAAAGCACUCCCACGAAGUUAAGUGAUCCAGCUUCCCAACUCCUGAAGUUUCAUUUUGAUGGGCAUCAGUCUUUUCUGGGCCAAAAUUCUACUCACCCUGAAUUUGACAGUCAAUGUGUGAGUAAGAUGGUUGAGAAUGCAUUCCUUGGUUAUCUGUCUUUCCAAAGGAGUUCAGGGAAAACUUCACAGAAUGAAGCCAAUGCUUUUCUUUCAGAACUUCUUUAUACAGACCUCAAGUCUUGUUGUGAAUGGGGUAGGAAAAGCAUGAAGUAUUUAUUUUCUGGGAUUUUUAUCCAUCUCCCAAAUUUGUGCGUCAGCGAUGAAAACAUUAUCAGAUUACUUGUUGGUCAACUGGAUCAAGCUGAGCUUCUUAUCUUACACUUUGAGAUCCGCUUGAAGAAAAUUUCGGUUUUUGGCAGGGAUUCUGAUGCCAUCUUAGAUUUAAUUAAGAAAUCCUUUCGGUGGGACUUCAUGGAGCAGCAUAAUCUUUGGGGUUUACUUAGAUCAGAGAUUUCAGUAUCAGUUGUUCAGCUUGAAAAGAUUGUCUUAGAAUUUUUCUCCUGUGAUGAGCUAGUAGCGAAGCCCAACGCCAUUGCAGUUGAAGGGUUUCUGACACUGCUUAGCUCUCGAGUACCCACCCCUGAGCUUGUCGGUAUGGUAAUAUUAUUACCAAACAGCACAGUGCAGGACUUUGCUUCUAGUGUUUUAAGCUCAUGGGCAGUGUCUAAUGCCUCAACGCUUGUUCAUAGCUUUGCGAAAUCUCUGGAGAAACUUGAGAACCGCAACAAAGAUAUUUUCCCUAGGGAUUCUUCGGGCAUUGCAAUGAACCGAUCUGCUAUGUGUUGGUUUUUGGAUUAUUUUAGUUCAAAGGGACUGGAUAUAUCUGAUGUCUUGAGAAGUUUCCAUAUGGACAUCCCUGGAUGAUGCCCGAUUAUGCCUUUUUAUGGAACAAGAAUAUCACAGGCAGCCUUUAUUGCUUUGCGAUAACUUCAUCAACUUCAGUGUCCCGAGAGACUACUUGAUUCAGAUCCCCUUUGAAGACAGACCUGGCCUAACACAGAUUCUGUGGCUUUCCCAUGCGAAUGCGGAAACAGACAAAUAACUGGAUUUGAUCUCAAGAAUAUCACUAUCAACUAAAAUAAAUGGCAACUCAGAAUUCGACUGGUCGUAUUGCUGCGCUUGCGAUAGCGAUUGUGAGCGUUUUCGGAUGGUUAGCAAAUUAUCUUCUUUCUGAAUCCAUCCUGCUGACGCUUACCACUCAUUUGCCAAUGGUAUUCUUCAGUCAGUAAGUUGUGUUUCCUGAAGUACUGUUAGAGCCUAACAGCUGGUUCUUGUUGACAUGGAAAUCUUAUGUCUCAAGAGAUGCAUUAAACUCCUAAAAACAGUGUUUGUAAAUAGAUUUAUAGAUCCAAGUGUAGUUCAAGAGUUCUGUAUAAGCCUUUUGUUCUGAUAAAUCCUUCAGUGGGUUCUCGGA
Tarenaya hassleriana is the source of this 3872-nucleotide messenger RNA. RefSeq names its product integrator complex subunit 3. The coding region runs from base 407 to 3322 and encodes 971 amino acids. The record is from RefSeq and is a predicted model, not a curated record. Gene Ontology annotation, cellular component: cytoplasm. The transcript has 2 exons. Lineage: Eukaryota; Viridiplantae; Streptophyta; Magnoliopsida; Brassicales; Cleomaceae.